This is a messenger RNA of Hydractinia symbiolongicarpus, 1116 nucleotides long. RefSeq lists its product as uncharacterized. The transcript has 2 exons. NCBI's taxonomy places the organism in Eukaryota, Metazoa, Cnidaria, Hydrozoa, Anthoathecata, Hydractiniidae. The coding region runs from base 1 to 1116 and encodes 371 amino acids. Gene Ontology annotation, biological process: DNA recombination; DNA integration. The record is from RefSeq and is a predicted model, not a curated record. Gene Ontology annotation, molecular function: DNA binding.
AUGUGGCAAUUAUCAUAUUUCUGGCCAUUGUUAACUCCGAACGGAAUCUAUUUUUACGAAUUUGUAAAAGAUUACUUGUUAUUAGAUCCUUAUUUUUAUAAUUAUACCGCCAAUCACAUCAAUGUUGGUAUUUGGGAAAAACUAGACGCGAUACAAAACACUGCACCUAAGUCAAAAGCAGCAAAUUUACCACAACUUUUACAAGCGGCUUACGCGAAGGAAACGAUUAUUAAAUACAAAAGAGCUUGCCAAAAGUGGGUAGAUUGGAGCUCUAAAUAUACUGAGGUCAACCAUUGUUCUGCCGACCCAUUUUUCGUAUGUAUUAAUUUUAACGACUUGGUUAUGGAAGGAUGUUCAAUAAGUACAAUAAUUUCGGCACUUUGUGGAACACGCUGGGGACACAUUAAUGCAGGUUUUUCGUCGCCAACAGACCACUCAAUUGUUAAAUUAGCCUUUGCAGGCGCAAAACGAUUAGUCGGUAAAACGUGCAAUAAGAAAGAGCCGUUCACAGUGGACAUAAUUAAAGAGAUAAUUGCAUAUUAUGGAGAAAGUUCAAACUUCAUGCACAUGAGGUUUAUAGUGUUAUGCGUGUUAGGAUUCGCAGGAUUCUUUCGCAUUGGCGAAUUAUUAGCCUUAAAAGUUAAGGACUUGGAAAAUAAACAAGAUUCAUUUGAAAUUAGUGUUAAAAAAUCCAAAACGGAUCAGCUAAGAGAAGGUCAUAUUGUGUACAUAGCUCACACUGGUAAUUCCACAUGUCCAGUAACCUGGUUACGAAAGUAUCUGUGUAUGACUAAUCUGAAAUUUCAGCCGGAUUCUUAUUUAAUUUGUCGUUUGGCGAAAACAAAGACAGGCUACAAUGUGUUAGGGCAUCUUUCUAUAUCCUACGAAAGCGCCAGAAAAACAUUUCACGAACAUUUGAAUACAAUUCAAAAAGUACCAGAAAAUUUUGGGUUACAUUAUUUACGCUCAGGUGGAGCUAGUGCUGCUGCAAAUAACGGCGUCACUGACAGAAUGAUAAGUAAACACGGCAGGUGGUCAUCAAGUUCCAGUAGGGACGGAUACAUAAAAGAUAGCAAAUCUCAACGACUCUCUGUAAGCAAAGAUUUAGGAUUGUAA